Procambarus clarkii (red swamp crayfish) is the source of this 5686-nucleotide messenger RNA. Its product is annotated as lymphocyte-specific helicase. The record is from RefSeq and is a predicted model, not a curated record. Gene Ontology annotation, cellular component: nucleus; pericentric heterochromatin. Gene Ontology annotation, biological process: DNA methylation-dependent constitutive heterochromatin formation; pericentric heterochromatin formation; negative regulation of gene expression via chromosomal CpG island methylation. Gene Ontology annotation, molecular function: chromatin binding; ATP-dependent chromatin remodeler activity; ATP binding. Lineage: Eukaryota; Metazoa; Arthropoda; Malacostraca; Decapoda; Cambaridae.
UAGUGUGAAGAGAGAUUUUAGAGUGUGUGAGCUCCUACAACCGAGGCAGUAUAAUGUUUGGCGAGGAAGGUGGACUUGUUGGUGGCGCCGAGCUGCUGUUACUGUGAAACACACUCAAAAUGCAGGCAGAGAACUGUAACUUGCCUAGUGAUCCUGCAGCACCAGACUUCAGUGAAGAGGCUGAGAAUGCAGUCUCUCGUGUAUAUUCCCCCAAGCGUGAAGGAAGUCAAAAAACAUGUGUAUUUGAUGAGGACAUGGUAACCACUGAAAUGCUGGCUGAAGAGGAGAAAUUGGAAGCAGCUAAUGUAAAAGAAGAAGAAAGGAUACGUUUGCAAUUAGAAGAACGAAAACGUGAAGAGAAACAGUUGCAAGAACAGAGGUAUAAGCGGUUGAUGCAUCUUUUGAAUAAAUCUGAAUUCUACAGUAAAUUUCUCUUGCAACAAAUUAAAUCUCAAGAAGCCAUAAAGAAGAGUAAGAAGAAUUCAAAAUGUAAAGGACAUCCGGACAUUCGUAUUACUGACAAAGAAAACCUCGAAUCUGAAGGAAACAGUUCUCAAGAAUCAUCAAAGGGAAGUAAUAGGAAACGUAAGCUUAAUGGUGAAUCAAUUGGCAAGCAAGGGAAGCGGCUCAGGAAUAGCAAGUACAACAUUGGCGAUGUUAUUGACACUGAUACUGUAAAAGCAAAGAUGGAAUCAGGUUCCUUCACCGAGGAAGAGGAGAGUAUUGGACGUGAAGAUCAGCCUCGCCUGUUUGAAAAUGGCACCAUGAGACCCUAUCAGUUGGAUGGCUUUUCAUGGCUCACGGUUCUGUUUGAAAAUGGUGUCAAUGGAAUUCUUGGAGAUGAGAUGGGUUUGGGUAAGACUAUCCAGUGCAUUGCACUUAUCUGCCAUCUAGUAGAGCAAGGUGUGCCAGGUCCUUUCCUUAUUUGUGGUCCAUUGUCUACACUUCCUAAUUGGAUGUUGGAGUUCGAGAGAUUUGCCCCCAAGAUACCAACAUUGCUGUACCAUGGUCAAGAUAUUGUGCGCAUACAGAAGAGAAGAAAAAUUCAAGCUCGGGUGCCAGUGGAGGGUGCCCCGGUUCCCGUUUUCCCUGUUGUUAUCACAUCCUAUGAGGUUGCUAUCCGUGACACAAGAUACUUGAACAAAUUCCAGUGGCGCUACAUUUGUGUAGAUGAAGGCCAUAGGCUCAAGAACCAUAAAUGUCGUCUCACAAAGUCGCUAAACACUUUUCCUACAACAAAUCGUCUGCUGCUGACCGGAACACCACUACAGAAUAAUCUUGCUGAGCUUUGGGCUCUUCUGAACUUUUUAAUGCCAGAGAUUUUUGACUCUCUAGAUGUUUUUGAGUCUUGGUUUGAUGUGACAGACAUGAUGGAGAAAGGAAGUAAUGAGAAGAUCAUUCAGCAGGAGAAAGAAAAACAUGUUAUUUCAACUCUUAUGAAGAUUUUAAGUCCAUUCCUCUUGCGGCGAGUAAAAAAGGAUGUGGAUAUUGACAUUCCGCCUAAGAAGGAAUUGUUGGUUUACACACCUAUGACUCCUCUGCAGGUGAAGCUGUAUGAGGCAACCCUCACUUCAAACAACGAACUGUUCAAUAACUUGAAGAAUUCAGAACAAGAAACUAGCGAGUACACUGAAAAAGGUCGUCCCAAGCGUAAGUCUCGGGCCAUCACGGACUUAUCAGUGUUUAUGAAAAAUAAAAAAGAUGACUCCUCAUCAGAUACAUCAUUAGACAAAUUCAUUGAGGCAGUGAGGAAAUUCCAUGAGAAACCUGCACAGAAAGAAGUCGAGAAAACUUCUCUGGUAAGAAUUAAAAUGCAGAACAAAAUGAUGCAGUGUCGAAAAAUUGUAAAUCAUCCCUACUUGAUAGAUUAUCCUCUGAACAAAGAUGGCACAUUUAUGGUGGAUAAUGGCCUUUUGGAAGUGUGUGGUAAACUGCAAGUUCUAGAUCAACUAUUAGCUGAACUGUACAAGCGUAAACAUCGUGUUUUGAUUUUCUCUCAGAUGACCAUGAUGAUGGAUAUUCUUGAAGAUUAUCUCACCCUCAGACCACAAUAUAAGUACAAACGUCUGGAUGGUGCAAGUGCCCUAGAAGAUCGCCAGAGUGACAUCAAGGAAUUCAAUGAUAAAAACUCAUCAGAUUUUCUAUUUUUGCUGAGCACACGUGCUGGUGGACUUGGGAUUAACCUUGCUACUGCUGAUACUGUUAUCAUUUAUGACUCAGAUUGGAAUCCCCAGUGUGAUCUACAAGCUCAAGACCGCUGUCAUCGAAUUGGCCAGACAUCUCCUGUUUUGGUUCUGCGUCUCGUAACUGCAUCUACUAUAGAUGAGCGGGUUGUUGACCGUGCUGCAACAAAACGAAAAUUGGAAAAGCUAAUAAUUCAAUCUGGAAAGUUCAAGUCGGCUAAACAGAGUGACCGGGUAUUUGAAAAAGUGAUGGAUGAAGAAGAAUUGAUUACCUUGCUUAAGGAGAGAGAUCAUGAGAGAAUACACAGAACUACAACUGGAAAUGUUUUCACGAAGGAAGAGCUGAAUCGGCUGCUUGACCGCAGUGAUCUGAUAAAGAAAAAACGCAGUGGAAAGGAAACAAAUGAGCAGGCACUCAAUGGAGUGUUUCGAGUUGUAAAUGAAGAUGACUCGUAGAGCACCAUGACUUGUGUGUUUUUAAAAAUGAAGAUCUGAACCUAAAUUAAACAAAAAUUAAUGACUUUAAAAGUACUAUAGUGAAUUAGUUGUCAGUUGACAUUUUUCAGUGUUGAAAAUUUCCCUCAUUUGCUGCCGCUGUGUGUAACGGUGGGCUUUCUUGAGGUUACAAUUAUUACAACUUUAAUUUAUAUUGCUAAUACUUGUGAUUUAUAUUUUUCCUGGUACCAUUAUCCUCUUAUGUUAAAAAGAUCCUUUUCUUAUCUUACAUAAUAUUUCUGGUCAACACAUGUGUAAUUCAACAAUAAACUAACAUAAAACCCUGGUAAAUUAAUUUUUUUACAUAUGAACUUCAGAAAUUUUUCAUGUGUAAUAACUGAUGUAGUGACAUUGUGCUCAGGCCGAGUUAACCGAGUGUAGUCUCAAGUUUCCACACAGCCAACCUGCAAUUUAAAGGCCAGUAAGUUUACUUUUUGUAUAUUGGGUUUAUUAUAUAAAAGAAUGUAAGCCCAACAUUAAAACUGAAAUUUGAGCACCAUUAUCCUAAGAAAUACUGGCCCCCUCUGUUUAUGAAUUUAAUCCGUUCCCAGGGACAGUUCAUAAGCUGGAAAUUCGCAACCUAAAACAAAUUUUCCAUAAGAAAUAAUGUCAAUUGAAUUAAUCCGUUCCACACUCCCAAAAAUAUUAACUUCAAAAUACAUUUCAUACCUAAUUCACAGAAAUAUUUAGUACUAUAAUAUGUACAAGUUAUAGCUUACUUUCAUUGAUGACUUGUUGGCAUAUGGAAGACAGUGAGGAGAGGGGUGGAGGAGAGGUGUUAGUGUUUGUAAGGGGGAGUUCCCUUCUUUUUAACAUAUCACAUUGUCAUUUAAAAGGUCAAUGCCUGCUACAGCUUUAUCCAGGUGAGUUUUUCAACAAAAUUUUUCAGUUCUUCUCAUACUUUACACAUUUUCUUAAUGACGAAGGGACAUCCUCUACUCACAACUAUUUUCUUAGCUUGAAUUUUACCACUGACUUGGAACUCAUGGUGUGACAUAUAAUAAUUACUUUUAUAUUCAAAGACCAAAAAAAAAGCAAAAAAAAAAAAAAAAUGAAAUUCUUUACAAAGAAUUAAAGUGUGAUCGUCACUAAGCAGGAGGCGCUGGUAAACUGAAGCGCGGGCGACCAUGUUUCAUUAUAUGAAGAUUUUGUACAUGUAUAACAUACAGUUGAUUCAUACUGCACAAUCACUCUUGAGAGUGGUGGUAAUGUUGUGAUCCUGGGAGGUUGUACAUUACUAAAAUAUGCAGAAUGCCCUGUGUGCUCUUAUUUAUAUUUCAUGACUCGUUCCCGUUGUUGAAUAAAAAGAGGUAGCAGAAAGAUAUUUUCUUUUUAAUAAUGAUACUGUAAUCUAUAUUCAAUUAUUUUAGCAAAAUGUUUGUUAUUCUUUGCACAGGUGUGAAAGAAACAUGUACAGUAUUUGGCAAGAGCCUGGUAACAUUUCUGUGGCUAGAAAAUGUUAUCGAGGUGUCAGGCGUAGAAUUAAAUUUAUACCUAUUAAUUUUUGUCAUUUGUUUGUAAUAAGGAACAAGCAACAACUUUUCUCUUUGGUUUGUCAUGAUCAACUUGAUAAUUUCUUAUUUUGGGAAAUUUGUUUUAUGGUUGAAGACAUUUCCAAACUUACUUUUUUUUUUACAGCACCAUUCUAUGUAUUUCUUCUGAUGCAUAUGAUAUAAGGAAAAUCUAAUUUUACGUUUUAUGUCUUUAUAUUGGCCAAUGUUCAAAUUCAUCUCGAGUUACUUGCUGGUAAUCACCACCUGGUACCCUUGGCAUUGACCGAUCCUUAGUGCCUUUGGAAAAUGCUUAACGUUUCCAAGUUGUUUUAAUGCAUUCCAUUGAUGUAUGACAGCAGCUGGCAUCACAUUUCCAGUUCUUGCUCUAAAUUUAAAAUGUACCAAAAAAAUUUCAAAGUAUUUUUUGUGGGGUUGAUUAUCCUGUUGAUUAUCAUACUUCAAUAUUAAGUUUCUCUCUUCAAGUAGGGACCCAACCACUUUGGCUGGACGGUAGAGCUACUUUCUCGCUUCCUGCAGGUUGGCGUUAAAUCUCCGACCGUCCAAGUGGUUGGGCACCAUUCCUUUCACCUGUCCCAUCCCAAUUUCAUUUUAAAAUUUUGCUUAGGAUAUAAAUAUUUUUAUACUUUUGUAUAUAGCAUUGAUUUUAAACUACCAUUCAUAAAAUAGUAUUUUGUAUACAAUUUAAACUUAUAUUAAGUACAUAGUGUUUCAAAUACAAAAUUCUUAAUUUCAAAAUACAGUAUAUAUUUAUCAGGUAAUUUUUGAGAAUUUGUAAAUGCAGAUGAGUAACCAUAAUGUAGUUGAAGAUAUGAUAACCGAACUCCACAUCAGAAAAAAAAAAGACAACAUUUCAGUCCUUCGUGGACCAUUAUCAAGUCAUGUUAUAGAAGAGAGGAAGGUACAAGCAAAUACAUUUUCUUAUGCCUUCCUCUCUUCUAUAACAUGUUAAUGGUUCAGGACGGACCAAAAUGUUGAAGUUUUUUCAUUUUCUGAUGUGUGGUUUGGUCAUCAAUUUGUAAAUGUUUAAAAUGCGAUAAAAAUGUAAUAGUUUGAUUUACCUUUACUGUAUUUGUAAGUGAUUUAUAAAAAUUGACUAAAUUUGUUUCUGUUUAUGUCCUAGAUUUUUUUUGUGUAAUCCAAUUUAAGGCAUUUGCACAGCAUUUGAAAUAAAAGCUAAAAACUAUUUAUUAGGAAACAAAAUUUUGUGUUGAUGGAAAUGCAAGGAUGUGUGCCAGCAUUUUCUGCAUUAGUGACCAUUAAUUUUCAAAAUUGUAAAAAAUAUAAACAUGGUAGUUACCUUCAUGUCUAGAGUUGUACAUUUAUAAGUGGUUCGUGUUUGGAAAAGGACAUACUUGAAGGACUGUGUAUAUAUAUAUAUAUAUAUAUUUAUAUCAACAUGUCAUAGAUUUCUGUGUUUGAUACCCGUUAUCAGUUGGCAUUCCUCUUUUGUAACUAUUAUUUCUUUAAAUUUAUGUUGAAUAAAUAAUUUCUCGA